Molecule: messenger RNA, 1954 nt
Organism: Bursaphelenchus xylophilus (pine wood nematode)
Lineage: Eukaryota; Metazoa; Nematoda; Chromadorea; Rhabditida; Aphelenchoididae
Source: the annotation of a GenBank genome assembly
AUGGCCGUUAAGCUAUUCAAAAAACUGCUUUUCCUUGGACUACUUUCUGUCAGCUUCGCUGACAACUUGAGCUUCAAACUUGGGCUUCGGCUUGAAGACAAUCUCAACGAUGUAAGGAACUUUAUCGUCGAUACAACCUCUUCCAACGACUUUGUCCUCAAUUCUCGGCAAUUUCUGAGGCCCGCCGGGAAACACAACACUUUCAACCCGGAUAAAUCUUCAACGCUUGAGAAAUUGACUCGUCAAUAUUCCGUUGACUACAUCGAAUUAUACAACGAUGCCAACUCAAGCGUAAAGGGGAUAUUGGUUGAGGAUGCACUCUUCUCUCCCGUGGCCAAUGUGAGAUUCCGAUUCGGCGUUGUGGACACCGUUGAAGGGCAGGUUAACCCAGCAAAAAGCAAUGAUGGCCAAUGGAGUGUGGGGAGGGUUGGAUUGGACAGAAGUACGAAGGGUCAAACUACCUUGAAACAAGGGCUUUUUGAUUUGGUUCUGGAGCACACGCUAUGUGGAAGCAUCGUGGAAAGUGAGGAGUAAGUUAGAGAAGAAUACAGGGAAUAUUUGCUAUUCAAAUUUACAGUCUGUCGGGAAAGUAAUGAGCACUCUGUCUCACCAUUUGAAAAGUUGCAGCAAGACAUGUCAAGACUUAAGAGGGGUUCAAAUUUUUUCCGCCACGCUUUUCGGCCAUGGCAAUUUUUUUCUUUUGCACUGCACAAGGCACAUAAAAAGCAAAAACUACGCGUUCAGGAGGCGUCUUACUAGUCGCGGCAAAAUGUCCUUGGAAUUUUCUGUGACCCGGCACUGUGCAUGAACCCGAAAAGUACUUUUGCACAGUGCAAUUUUCAUGUUUUUGCCUUAUUGUCGCGCGCGAUUCCCGCGACAAAUCAACAUUUCGGGGGUGCGACGAGAUUUGGGGGACGCGAAAAAUUCCAAGGGCUUUUUGCCGCGACUAUCCUGUCUUGAGUGCUGCAAGUUGCGAGACGUAAAAGUCGAUGCGGCCGAAACGCGCGGCUGAGCAUCAUGGCCGAAAAAAUUGAGUUACCCGGAAGCCCUCUUAUUUGGCCCACCGAUCAGUCUGUCGGCAAAAUAAUGAGCAUUCGGCCGCUGCGCUAAUCGCACCGCUGAAGUAGGAAACAAUUUGAUUUGUCGCGAUUUCCGAUACGACUGAGUGCUCAUUAUUUUCCCGGCAGGCUGAUGAUAGUUCCAUUUAUGGUGAUCAAAUAGGGUUUGGUUUGUUUCUCGUCAAAUUAACUGGAAUAUUACAUUGUAAUGUUCCUUAUACUGCAUCUCUCUGUGUUUCAGUGCCCACAUCGUCAGCACCGACCUUGGCUAUCCUUCCAGCCGAUAUGAGAGCAGCAAAAUCAUCGCCAUUCCCGCCGAAACCAACAGCAAUUUGUGGAAGAUCUCUUCAGUCAAAGUCUCGCUUCAAAACACUCAAAGUUCGGUUCGAUCCGCGGUGUUGUCUACAACUUUAGAUGCACUUAGCUUACCAGUUAACGAAUUCAGCGGCAUCAUUAAAGAAUUUGGAGCUGUUAAAGAGAACGGCGAGUAUUACGUUGAAGACUUAUCGAAGCUUUCAAACAUCUUGGUCAGUGUCAAGGAAAUAGUGUUUGAAGUCAAGUAGGUUGCAGUAAACGUAAACCAAAAGACUUUUCAAGGCCCUCCGCUUUCACUGAACCGGUGAAUCAAAGAUACCGGCUGAAACUCCGCUCCAACACGGAGAAUGUCUUCGUUCUGGGCACUCCCUUCUGGAUCAACAAUGGAUAUUGCCUGGACUUUGUCAAGAAUGAGGUGACUUUCUUCAAACCCAGCCAGGAUUUAAGUCUGCUUCAGAAGAAGGUGAAUGGAGCAAUCUCGAACGUUGAAGUUGUUAGAAAACACUGAUAUUUUAGAUAAUAUAACCAAGGUGAUUUAUAUCUUGCAGCAAGUUCGGUAUGCCUUGAAUUUGUAUGCCUAA